Chelonia mydas (Green sea turtle) is the source of this 2195-nucleotide messenger RNA. It is a transcript of the gene PHOX2B, whose product is annotated as paired like homeobox 2B. The record is from RefSeq and is a predicted model, not a curated record. Lineage: Eukaryota; Metazoa; Chordata; Testudines; Cheloniidae. Gene Ontology annotation, biological process: regulation of transcription by RNA polymerase II. The coding region runs from base 193 to 1056 and encodes 287 amino acids. The transcript has 3 exons. Gene Ontology annotation, molecular function: RNA polymerase II transcription regulatory region sequence-specific DNA binding; DNA-binding transcription factor activity, RNA polymerase II-specific.
CUAUAUGCUCUAGAGACCUCAGGCAAGGCAUCUCAUAGGAGGCUUUUUCAUAAAACUAGGCUCUGCUAGUAGUAAGGAGGCCAGUUUCGAAGCAGGCGUUGAGCUGUGCACAUCUCCCCACCAUAGGCACCUUCUCCCUACCCAGCUUUUAUUUCAUUUUUCCACUUGGCUGAGCCAUCCAGAGCCUUUUCAAUGUAUAAAAUGGAAUAUUCUUACCUCAAUUCCUCUGCCUACGAGUCCUGUAUGGCUGGGAUGGACACUUCAAGCCUGGCUUCAGCUUAUGCUGACUUCAGUUCCUGCAGCCAAGCCAGUGGCUUUCAAUAUAACCCUAUAAGGACCACUUUUGGGGCCACCUCUGGCUGCCCAUCCCUCACUCCAGGAUCCUGCAGUCUCGGCACUCUUAGGGACCACCAGAGCAGUCCAUACGCAGCAGUUCCUUACAAACUCUUCACCGACCACGGGGGGUUAAACGAGAAAAGGAAACAGAGGCGGAUCAGGACCACUUUCACCAGUGCUCAGCUCAAAGAACUGGAGAGAGUAUUUGCAGAGACUCACUACCCUGAUAUAUACACAAGGGAGGAAUUAGCCCUGAAAAUAGACCUCACCGAAGCGAGAGUCCAGGUCUGGUUCCAGAACCGCCGGGCCAAGUUCCGCAAGCAGGAGCGGGCGGCAGCUGCCGCGGCGGCCGCGGCGAAGAACGGCUCGACGGGGAAAAAAUCCGACUCGUCCCGGGACGACGAGAGCAAAGAGGCGAAAAGCACCGACCCGGACAGCACCGGCGGGCCCGGGCCCAACCCCAACCCGACCCCGAGCUGCGGAGGGGGAGGCCCCAGCCCCGCGGGGGGCCAGGGAGCGGCGGGCCCCGGCGGGGAGCCCGGCAAAGGAGCAGCCGCGGGCGGCUUGGCAGCGGCGGGGCCCGGGCAGGGCUGGGCCCCCGGGCCCGGGCCCAUCACCUCCAUCCCGGAUUCCUUGGGGGGCCCGUUCGCCAGCGUGCUCUCCUCGCUGCAGAGACCCAGCGGCGCCAAAGGCAGCCUCGUAAAGAGCGGCAUGUUCUGAGCGGCGGCCGCGGGGACGGGAGAGCCCGGGCCGGGGUUCCCGCCCGCCGCCAGGACUGAGCAGGAUCCCCGCGGCGGGCCAGGGGCCACUGACUCGCUGACGUGAGCCGCGGCGCCCCUGCGUCUUCCCCAGGCGCCGGGCUCUGCCGCCAGCACUGGCCCGCGGGAGGCUCCGCCAGGCUGCAGCGGCGUCAGGACCCGGAGCCUCCGCGGGCAGGGACUGCGAGGCGCCCGCUUGCCGCCCCCCUGGCUGGGACGCGCCCGCCGCGCGCGCUUCUCGGCGCUCCAGCCCGCCGGGCUCCCCCCGGGACCACGGCCUGCCAGCGCGGGUCUGCAACGCCUCCUCGCGCUCAGCUGCGGCCGCCAAGUCCUGGCCCGGCGCGCGGGCUUCCCAGGCCGCUCGCUCGCGCUCGUCCUCCAGCAGCUUCCACUCGCCCCCCUUUGGUUUUUAAAGCCCACGUUCUCUUUGAUCCCACCGCAGCUGCUGCAAAGGUCCCGCAGCUCCCCGUCCUGGGCCGGGAGCAGGUCCCUGGCUCUCUGGCCCCCUAGGACUCGCCUCCUGGCCGGGUGGAUGGAUUGUAUUUAUUAUUAAGUAUUAUGAUUACAUGGCUCACGCAGUUUUUAGGCAUCUCCGUUUAGGGUUUUUUUUUUUUAUUUUAAUUUCUUUUAAAAGGCACAAAAAUAUAGCUAUUAGUUGAAUGUGGACAGGUAUGCUUUAACUUUUUCUGUGUCUUUCUACAGCUGUGUUCUGUGACUCAAUUGUAUAGUGUUAAUAUCAGUACAGACUUGUCUACUCUAGCUGACCGUAUAAAUAAUGUUUUCCCUCCUCGUAGUCUCUAUGGCGUGUCUUUAUGGAGAAAGAAGGUUCUCACGGGUUCAGUUACUUCGCGUUUCGAGAGACCAGGUUCAGAUAAUGGUAUAUAUUUUUAUUAUCAGUUGCAUGUCGUCUUUUAUUUUUCCCUUCCUGUUGGAAUAUGUUUGAGAGCAUAAUCGUCAUAAAUUAUGUUCAGGGUUUUCAAAUUUAUUUAUAUGUGGUUCAAAUGAAUGCUUCUAUUUAAAAGGGGAAAUAUUUCUACAUGUGCAUAUAGUUUUCCAAGAGUGUACCAUUAACUGAUUGUUGAUAAUAAAAACAAAAAACAA